This is a messenger RNA of Xylona heveae TC161, 3224 nucleotides long. Its product is annotated as leucyl-tRNA synthetase. Gene Ontology annotation, molecular function: aminoacyl-tRNA deacylase activity; ATP binding; leucine-tRNA ligase activity. The transcript has 3 exons. The record is from RefSeq and is a predicted model, not a curated record. Bases 139 to 3195 code for a protein of 1018 amino acids. Gene Ontology annotation, cellular component: mitochondrion. Gene Ontology annotation, biological process: mitochondrial translation; leucyl-tRNA aminoacylation. Lineage: Eukaryota; Fungi; Ascomycota; Xylonomycetes; Xylonales; Xylonaceae.
CCGCUUUUGAUUUCGGGGAUUUCUUUAUGUUCUUCCUAUUUGCGGAACGGAACCAUUUUAGGCUUUCAAUCUGUUUUUGAGGAUGAAUUGAAGACAUGAUUUUGAAAACUCAUUGAGAAGCAAUGCAUCUGUGUCCUAAUGAGGUCUGCAAGACUUGGAUUUGCAGCCAGGACAUGGCUUGCUGCUGCGCCGAAUAGCGCCCGCAUCGCCGCUCCCCGACGUGCAGCGUCAACUAGCUCUACACCAAAGCUUGAUCUACAAGCAAUCGAUGCGAAAUGGAACGAAAUAUGGACGUCUCGAGGCGCGGAACUCAAACACCAUGAUCAGCAGCGAUCAGAUAAGGCGUAUUACGUCCUUCCAAUGUUUCCGUACCCGUCCGGUGUUCUCCACCUUGGCCAUUUACGAGUAUACACGAUAUCCGACGUGCUGGCGAGGUUCAAACGCAUGCGGGGCUACAAUGUGAUACACCCAAUGGGCUGGGAUGCUUUUGGUUUGCCUGCUGAGAAUGCGGCUAUAGAACGAGGCAUUAAUCCCGCGGAAUGGACAAUCCAAAACAUUGAGAAGAUGAAGAAUCAGUUGAAGGUUAUGAAUGGGCAAUGGGACUGGGACAGAGAAUUUAUGACGUGUGACCCGUCAUUUUACAAGCAUACCCAAAGAAUAUUCCAGCUCCUCCAUGAGCAUGGCCUAGCUUACCAGGCUCAAGCAAUUGUCAACUAUGAUCCCGUUGACCGGACUGUUUUGGCGAAUGAGCAGGUGGACGCAAAUGGCUACUCGUGGAGAUCGGGAGCCAAAGUCGAGAAGCUUCGACUGAAACAGUGGUUUUUGCGUAUCACAGCCUUCAAGGAAUCUCUUCUAGAUAUGGACGUUCUCUCGAAAGACAGUCGUUGGCCGGAACAUGUUCUGUCGAUGCAGAAGAACUGGCUUGGGAAAUCUGAAGGCGCGAAAAUCCGGUUUCAAGUACGCUUUGACAGCAACAAUGGGACGACAGCCGACUCGGUCAUAGAGGCAUUCACGACCAGACCCGACACACUCUUUGGUGUUCAGUACCUUGCUCUUUCAACCACCCAUCCGAUUGUCACCGAGAUGGCAAAGUCUCUUCCAGUGCUUCAGGCUUUUCUCGACGUGGCGGAUAGUCUCCCACCGGAUUCGAAGGCUGGCUAUCUACUCCCUGGUGUUCACGGUGUAACCCCCCUGUCUCGCCUCGGUUUACGAGGAACAAUCAAGCCGUUGCCCAUAUACGUAGCACCUUAUGUACUUGGCGACUACGGUGAGGGGGCUGUUAUGGGCGUGCCUGGGCACGACUCCCGAGACCACGCCUUUUGGAGGGAAAACCAAGGAGCCGAACCAAUUGCCCUCGUAGUAUCUCCUUCUGACUCUGCGGGUCUUAUCCAGGACGUCACUCUUGUUCCUGGAGCGCACGAUCAACCCUUUGUCCAUAGGGGUAUACUAAAUGCAAGCUGCGGGCGGUUUGUAGGGAUGGAAUCCGCCGCCGCUGCGAGAGAAAUCGUCUCUUGGCUGGGACAGGUAGAAAAUGGAAAUGCUGCCGAACAUGCUGAAUCCUGGAGACUUCGUGACUGGCUGAUCAGCAGGCAACGGUACUGGGGAACGCCAAUUCCUAUGGUGCAUUGCCAGAGUUGCGGUGCUGUGCCUGUGCCAGCAGAAGAGCUUCCUGUUGAAUUACCCAAAAUUCACGGAAGCUCGUUGAGAGGCAAAGGAGGAAAUCCUCUCGAGGAUGUUCCAGAGUGGGUUAACACGACAUGCCCCAAGUGCGGCGGCGACGCAAAACGCGAUACCGACACAAUGGACACUUUUGUCGAUUCCUCCUGGUACUAUAUGCGUUUCCCCGAUGCGAAGAACCCUGACGCACCAUUCUCGUCCUCGUCUGCCGACAACAGUCUUCCUGUAGACAUCUACAUUGGUGGCGUUGAGCACGCCAUCCUGCACCUCCUCUACGCCCGCUUCAUCUCCAAAUUCCUUGCGACCACGUCUCUUUGGCCGUCCGGAGGCAACCCCGAAUUCAAAGCGGAACCAUUCAAGCAAUUGAUCACACAGGGCAUGGUUCACGGAAAGACAUACUCCGAUCCUAUUACCGGCCGUUUCCUGAAGCCCGAGGAAGUCGACCUGACAGAUCCCAACAAGCCCAAAGUCAAACUCAGCGGUGAAACGGCAAAAGUCAGUUUCGAAAAAAUGUCCAAGAGCAAAUACAACGGCGUGGAUCCGGGAGACUGUAUCGCCAAGUACGGCGCCGACGCUACACGCGCACACAUGCUCUUCCAGGCUCCCGUCAGCGAUGUCCUCGAAUGGGAUGAAGACCGCAUCGUCGGUAUCCACCGCUGGCUCGCACGCGUAUGGCGCAUAGUCACGGAGCCUACGCCCCACGUUGGGAAAAAGAAGCAGGCGCAUCGUACCGAAACUGAAACCCAAGCGGCGGAUCUACCUGCCUCCUCUGCCCCCCUUCCGGACCUUUCCACCUUCAACGACGCCGAGUCCUCGCUGUGGCUCGAAGUCCAAAAGACAAUCUCCCAAGUCACCCAGUCCCUUGAGACCACAUAUGCCUUGAACACGGUCGUCUCGGACUUGAUGAAGCUCACCAACGUCUUGUCCUCGACCAAGCCGGGCGCCAUUCGUCCGGAGAUUCAUUACCACUCUCUCAGCGCCUUGUUGCGCAUGAUGGCGCCCAUUACGCCUGCGUUUGCCGAGGAGUGCUGGCAGAUUUUGCACUCGACUCCGAGCACUUCUACCGCUACAUCUACUCUCCCAUCUCCUCCAUCAUCCACCGAGUCAUCGCCUACAUCAUCCACUGCCAGCAUCUUCUCAGCCCGCUUCCCCACCCCAGAUGACUCUGUCCAGAUUCUCGGCCGCAGACCCCGUCCUUGCGCUGUCCAAGUCAACGGCCGGUUCCGAUUCACCCUUCCCUUGCCAUUUAUCGGUGACGACUCUGCUCUUUCCUCGUCCUCUGUCGGUGAUGGGGACGGUACUGACGCCGUCGCAUCCCCACCGUCAACGUCGCAAGCGAUCGUACAGGAUGUUGUCUUUCCCAAUGCGUCACCCCUUCAGCAGUUCGUCCUCGGACAUGUCAUCGGCACACAGGACGGCAAGCGCUGGCUUGUCGAGCGUAGAGGCGAUAACGCAUUGCGUGAUAUCGUCGUUGUUGUCAAAGAUGGCGCUGUCAAGACUGUCAACUUUUUGUUCUAACCCCUGUUUGUUCUCCUCGUUAGAGGAGA